This is a messenger RNA of Penicillium coprophilum, 756 nucleotides long. RefSeq lists its product as uncharacterized. The record is from RefSeq and is a predicted model, not a curated record. Bases 1 to 756 code for a protein of 251 amino acids. The transcript is spliced from 3 exons. Lineage: Eukaryota; Fungi; Ascomycota; Eurotiomycetes; Eurotiales; Aspergillaceae.
AUGUCUCACACUCUUCGUUCCGGAGCUGUCUACAACACCCCUCCUCCGCGCCGUCCUCGUGUUCAAGGACCAAAUGUAAUUCAUAAUCGGGACUACAUCGUCUCAAAUCACUCGGAUAUUCCCUUGGGCCUCGUACGCAAAAAGGUUGCUUCGUGCCGGCUCGAGUUUCUAGAUGUCGGCCCAAUAGAUGAAGAGGAUCCUAAUGACCCUAAUCGAAAUAACCAUACUAUUCUCCGACUCACGUUCUUACGCCAGCUGGGUGACGAUACCCCUUAUGCGCCUAUCGGUACCAGGGGAGUUAUCCUAGACUUGGAAGGUAUGGAGGCACUCAAUGGAACAAAUACAUCUAUACUAAUGAUGUCUACCUUUGGAUACGAAGGCCUGCAUCAGUUAGCGCUCCACUCGGUAGAAGUACCUAUGGGCCGUGAUAAGUCUGUUUGGGAUUGUGUUAGGAUCAUUCGAAGCACCGGUUUGGUCCCUUGUCACCUUGAUCCCACUAACACGGAAUUGGUUGGCUGUAGAGACUUUGUGUCGCAACUGAUUUAUCAAUUGAAUGAGCACAGGUUCCUGAGGCUUCCGGCUAAUGCUAACACUACGAUUUUCAACCAUUUCAACUACAGAUAUAAUUGGAUAGAUGGCUCUGCAGGUAGUAACAAAGUGCUCAGCAGUGUGGCGUAUGCGCUCUUUAGACAGUCAUACCAACAUGUGAUGAUUGGUGGUAUCACAUAUACUGGAACUCGUCAAUUCAUUCAGUAA